AUGUUUCGGAAGCCAUCGACCGCCCUCUUUCAUCUUUUGCUCGUGUUCCUGUUUGUAGGAGAUCUCGGGUCGGUUUUCACAGGUGCUAAUGCCAUAGAUUGCCUCGAAGGAUGGAGUCUGCCAUCGAUAGUGACCAAGGGUGUAUAUGUGUGUAAACAAAAAGUCGGUCAAGCGAUUGCUUAUCCCCGUUUUUGCUCUGUGUGUGGAAGGAAUGAUAAUCAAUUACCUUCUGCUUUUGAUUGCCACGGCCCGAAACCAUUGAGCACAACGGGAUCAUUCCCUUGUGACGCCGGAAUAUCUAUCGAUGAAGGAAGCAACCCAGCCAGACCUAUCUCUUGCAGGCAUAAAGACCCUGAUGGGGUCGCCAGAGAGUAUCGUUGCGUGCGCCAGCAUCUGCCUCAACAAUGUCCAGAGGCCAGCUGUCACGUUUAA
This is a messenger RNA of Melampsora larici-populina 98AG31, 432 nucleotides long. RefSeq lists its product as uncharacterized. The record is from RefSeq and is a predicted model, not a curated record. The coding region runs from base 1 to 432 and encodes 143 amino acids. The transcript is spliced from 5 exons. NCBI's taxonomy places the organism in Eukaryota, Fungi, Basidiomycota, Pucciniomycetes, Pucciniales, Melampsoraceae.